AUGGAUCUUUUGGAGCUAUUGCGCAAGAGGGGAGUGGACGGAGACGUGGACUUUCUGCGUGAGGCACUACGGGUGCUGAUGGAUGCGAUAAUGGACGCCGAGGUGUCGGCGAGGAUCGGCGCUGAGCACGGCGAACGCAGUCCCGAUCGGCUUACUCACCGCAACGGUUACCGCUCCCGCGCGUGGGAUACCAGGGUCGGCACGAUGGAGCUUCGCAUACCGAAGCUCAGGGAGGGGAGCUACUUCCCGAGUCUUCUUGAGCCGCGGCGUCGAAGCGAGAAGGCGCUGCUGGCGGUGAUACAGCAGGCGUACGUGGAGGGCGUGUCCACCAGGAGGGUUGACGAUCUGGUGAAGGCGCUGGGUUGUGAGGGCAUCUCCAAGAGCCAGGUGUCGCGUAUCUGCGGGGAGCUCGACCGUGUGGUGGACAGCUUCCUUGACCGACCGCUGGACGGAGGCCCGUACUGCUACCUAUGGCUGGACGCGCUGAGCCAGAAGGUCAGGGAAGAAGGAAGGAUAGUCAACGUGAGCGUGGCUGUGGCGACCGCGGUGAACGCUGAGGGCAGAAGGGAGAUCAUUGGUAUGGACGUGGGCACGAGUGAGGAGGGCGCGUUCUGGCUCGCGUUCCUGCGUUCGCUGUCCGCGCGUGGCCUGAGCGGUGUGGAACUGGUGAUCUCGGAUGCACACCGUGGACUGACCGACGCCAUAGCGACUGUGUUCGCCGGUGCGAGUUGGCAGAGAUGUCGCACGCACUUUAUGACGAACCUGCUGACGCGGGUUCCCAGAAGCGCCCAGCCCUGGGUGGCCACCAUGGUACGCACCAUCUACCAGCAGCCGUCUCCACAGGAGGUGCACUCCCAGUUCGAGAAGGUGGUCGAGCAGCUAGCCGAGCGCUUCCCCCAGGCCUCCUCGAUGCUGGCAGAAGACGGAGCCGACGUGCUGGCGUUCACCGGCUUCCCCGGCGCUCACUGGAAGCAGGUGUGGUCAAAUAACCCCCAGGAGCGUCUGAACAAGGAGAUCAGGCGGCGGACUGACGUCGUGGGCAUCUUCCCGAACCGUCCGGCGGUGCGCCGGCUCAUCGGUGCAGUACUCGCUGAACAGCACGACGAGUGGGCAGUAGGCCGGCGCUACCUGACACCCGGUGUGACCACGAAGCAGGAGGCGCUGCAGGAGGCCCCGCUGACACAAUCAGCAGCAGCCUGA
Geodia barretti is the source of this 1200-nucleotide messenger RNA. The record is from the annotation of a GenBank genome assembly. NCBI's taxonomy places the organism in Eukaryota, Metazoa, Porifera, Demospongiae, Tetractinellida, Geodiidae.